AUGGACAUCGAGUCGAAAUCACAAGAGGAUUCUGCAUCGAUUCUGCAAACAGUCACUGAGAGUAAAGAAACAGAUCACAUUUCCAAAACAAUGGAGAAACUGAAUAUAGCUGAAUCGUCUUCAAGCUUUAAGAGAAAACCAGUUGUCAUCAUUGUUGUAGGAAUGGCAGGGAGUGGAAAAACUACAUUUCUUCACCGCCUAGUUAGUCACACAAUGGCGUCAAAUAUUCAGGGUUAUGUUAUCAAUCUUGAUCCCGCUGUCUUGAGUCUUCCAUAUGGUGCAAAUAUUGAUAUAAGGGACACUGUUCGGUACAAGGAAGUCAUGAAGCAAUUCAAUCUUGGACCCAAUGGAGGAAUUCUGACUUCGCUUAACCUGUUUUCAACAAAGUUUGACGAGGUUAUAUCCGUAAUCGAGAAACGAGCUGAUCAGCUGGACUAUGUUCUGGUUGACACUCCUGGCCAGAUUGAGAUUUUCACUUGGUCUGCAUCUGGAGCGAUUAUUACAGAAGCUUUUGCUUCAACAUUUCCUACAGUGAUUGCUUAUGUUGUUGAUACGCCACGCUCAGCAAGUCCAGCUACCUUCAUGAGCAAUAUGCUAUAUGCCUGUAGCAUCCUAUAUAAGACCCGGUUGCCGAUGGUACUGGUGUUUAACAAGACAGAUGUGGCUCGACAUCAGUUUGCCCUGGAGUGGAUGGAAGAUUUCGAAGUAUUUCAUGCAGCACUAGAUUCGGACCACUCUUACACAUCAACCCUGACCCGAAGUCUCUCCCUUGCUCUGGAGGAGUUCUAUAAAAAUCUCAGAUCUGUUGGGGUGUCUGCAGUGUCUGGUGCCGGAAUGGAUGCAUUCUUUAAGUCCAUUGAAGCCAGCUCCGAAGAGUACAUGGAAACUUACAAGGCUGAUCUUGACAAGAGACGGGAAGAGAAGCAGCGCUUGGAGGAAGAACGUAGAAAGGAAAACAUGGAUAAGCUGAGAAAAGACAUGGAGAAGUCCAGGGGGGAAACUGUGGUAUUGAACACUGGUUUGAAGGAUGUAAAACCGGACAAUGAGAGCAUGGUGAUUGAUGAAGAUGAAGAGGUGGAAGAUGAAGAUGAAGAUGAUGAUUAUGGUAGGUUCAGUGAGGAUGAUGCAGAUGCCAUAGAUGAGGAUGAAGAUGAAGACGAAGAAGUUACCAAUUUUUCGUUUUGA
Molecule: messenger RNA, 1185 nt
Organism: Fraxinus pennsylvanica
Lineage: Eukaryota; Viridiplantae; Streptophyta; Magnoliopsida; Lamiales; Oleaceae
Source: the annotation of a GenBank genome assembly